This is a messenger RNA of Apis mellifera (honey bee), 4491 nucleotides long. RefSeq lists its product as uncharacterized. Gene Ontology annotation, cellular component: membrane. The coding region runs from base 1 to 4491 and encodes 1496 amino acids. The record is from RefSeq and is a predicted model, not a curated record. The transcript has 16 exons. NCBI's taxonomy places the organism in Eukaryota, Metazoa, Arthropoda, Insecta, Hymenoptera, Apidae.
AUGGCAUUUUUCCAAUUGAUACUGCAUGCUAAUCACUUAGAAAAAAUAAGGAAAGCUUACGAAGAUGAAAAAUUGACAUCGAUCGAUAUUUGGAAAAGUGGCGAGCAUCGAUUUACAAUAAAACAGAGAAUUCGCCGAAGAAAAUUAUGUUGCAUUGUAUUUCUAUUAUUGCCACAAUUGUUCUCAAGACGAGGAAAGCAAGCCUUAAUGGCGUACGCGUUUAUUUUAGCUUUAACCGGACCGGUGAAAAAUACUUUGCACAACAUGGGUAUACUGUCAGAAUCAUUGUCUUGCGCGCAAGAACAGUUAAAAGAGGCGAUAAAGACCGUGGUUGAUUUAGCGAAGCAGCCAUUUUACGCUCUCAGAGAUGCAAUAUCGAAAGUUGUAAAGUCAGUGAAAGUAGUCGUAAAGAAGAUAAAGCAAACUCUAAUUGCGAUUAAAAGGAUCGUUCUCAGUAUUCUUAGAGUUAUCAGUUCGGUAUUUCAAUGGCUUGGAAGUAUUAUAAAUAUGUGUAAUAAAAAGUUGGGCACACCUUUCGAGAGGUGUCAAAACGUUUUCGAAGGCGCGGUGGCCGAUUGUAAAGCGAAAUUAGGACCGUAUCUCGGCCUGGUUUGCAAUAUAACAUACAUAGUCAGUACUCUGUGUUACAUAGUGAAACCAAUGGAUUUUAUUUGCAUGCUUGUCUCUUAUAUCUCCGACGCUGUAGUCGGUGUCGUACGAAACAAGAUUAAAAAGUUUACAAUGCACAUGAAGGCGAUGUUCUACGUUAAAGUUAAGUUCUCCCAUUCGUUUCAUUUCGAAACGAAUCAAACCAAAACGAUAAAAGAAGUGACCACGAGCAUUGGUAAGGAGAUACGGUCGAGGACCGACAAAAUCUUUGCAAUUUUCGAUGUUCUAAGUUUCGCCACGACCUUCUUCUUUUUCUUCAUAAUACUCAAAGUAUUGCAUUAUCGUUACAAAUGGUUGACUAGCGAGCGUUACGACAAUCGAUACAUAACCAAUGAUAUACGUACCAUCGAUUUGAUAAGGGCGCGGCAAGAGAAAGAGACAGUUUUGCCGCUCAAUCCGCGAGAGCAGAGAAGAUUCGCGUCGUUAACAUCUACUAAGUUGAUCAAACCCGAAAGGGUUAAAUUAGCUAGAUCUUUAAUAUUUUUAAGCAUGGCGACGAUGAAACUAAUCACCUUCAUGGCGAUAGAUUACAGUCUUUAUUGGAUAUUAAAAAUGAUCCAAAUCUAUGGACGGUAUCAAAGUAAGGUGGAACGACCAAGCGUGAUAACUAUUCACGUGGCCGGUGAUGGAUAUUUAGCUGAACUUUAUAGAAGCAUCAUAAAAUCGUUUACACCUCAUGAAAAUGAAGCGGAAGUAGACACCUUGCUUUGUCUCCCGGAUCCUAUACCUCCUAACACGGAUGUAUACGUCCAAAUCGUCACUAUAAUACUUUUAUGCUGGCUGAUAACUUUCUUUGAACCUUACGGUUUACGAUUAAGACAAGUGGUCAUGUGCCAGUAUUACCCUGACAGAGCGAAACAAAGAGCAAUUUGGCUGUACAAUCAUAUAAUCAGGUCAAGAGUAAGUUUCUUGAAGUUCGCUAGACGUCAAUUGCGCCGAAAAUUCGGUUUGAGCGGAGACGAGGUUGUCGAAAAAAUGACGCUAAAGGAGAAAUUGUGGGCUAUGUGUCCAUUUUUGAACACGUUAUUCCCAUUAAAACAAACUGCAUGCCUUCUAUGUGGCGCGAUCGAACGUCCUGAACAUGAACCACAUAUCAAAUGCCCAACACCUGGCUGCGUUGGUCUCUAUUGCACGCAGUGUUUCGCCGAUUUGCAGAAAUUGUGCACAAUUUGUCGAAUGCCGGUGGAGUAUGGUGAUUUGACCGACAUGAGCGAGGAGAAAGAUUCAGAACUUGAUGAACCAUUAAUACUACCCGAGCCUGAAGAACCAGAAGUGGAGGAAGAGGAAAUAAUAGAAGAAGAAGAGAUACCAAUAGAAGAAGAAAUUGUGGAAGAAGAAGAAAUACCGGUGGAAGAGGAAAUAGAGAUACCGGAGGAGGAAGAGAUUGAGAUACCAGAGGAGGAAGAGAUAGAGAUGCCGGAGGAAGAGGAGAUACCAGAAGAAGAAAUAGAGAUGAUACCGGAGGAAGAAGAGAUGAUACCAGAGGAAAUAGAGGAAGAACCACCAAUAGAGGAAGAAAUAGAGGAAGAACCACCGAUAGAAGAACCACCUGUAGAGGAUGUCUCAGAAUAUCAGGAAGAAGAACCUCCAGAGGAACCUCCAGAGAUUGUAAAACGGAAAAUACCUUUCAAAGAUGUGGAAGCACAAAGAAUAAGGGACGACGUAACAAUUCAAAUAUUUAACCAACCGUUUGUAAAACUGUCAUCCUCGAGCAGUGAAUCAUUGAUUUCUCCCUUCGUUGUGAGGGCACGUAGAAAAGUGUGUGCCAAAAUAAAGAAACGACCGAUUGAUAAAGAUUCCGAUUCGUCUACUUCGAUCGCCGAUACGGAAUCCUGGACGAGCGAGAUAGUGGACGAGGAAGAAGUGAUACACAUAGAAGUGGGCGACGACGAUGAAGAAUUACUCCCAAGGGAUCGGCGGGAUAAGAGGAAACUGGGUCGUAUAAACAGAAUCGUCAAUGCGGUUGCAAGAAUUCCUUGGCUCGGUAAAGGAGAAAAACCGUGCAAAGGAUUGCAAAAGAAACGUCCAUCCCUUAUGAAUAAAAUUGUCAGCAUGCUUACGAGAAAGGAAUCGAUGCCGAUGCAAUCGUACAGAAGGGUUAGAAAGAUAAAAGAUUCCACUUCUUCGUGUUCCUGUGACGAUGAAAACGAGAGUCUGUUAAAAAUAGAGGACAGGGCCACUGGGAAUAUAUAUUUCGCUAAACGAAGAACCAAAAGAUCAAUCACGGAAGACGAUUGUGACGAAAAUUUUAGCGAGAUAGUCCCCUAUGGAAGAUUCGCCACUAAACAAUUACCAAAGCAUUUGGAAUCCGCUGUGAAAGACACGUGUUACUUCGAGGAAGAUGAAACUAAAAAUUUACGUACACGAAAGUGUGUUCGUCAAAUGGAAGACGUUAAAUCUGAAUUAUCGAGAGAAGAUGUUGGAAUUUCAGGAAGGAAACCUAGGACUUCGGGAGCGUAUCCUAGAUUUUCGAAAGGAUAUCCUAAAAAGGAAAAUACCGAAAUUACAAAAAGAAAAUCCGGAAUUUCGGAAGAAGAAUUUAAAAUUUCAAACAAAGCAACUAGAUUAGAAGAGCCUAGAAUUUCGAAAGAGGAAGGUAAAAUUUCAAGGAAGAAGCCUAAAAUUUUUGAAAAAAGCUGUAAAUUUUUGGAAGUCAUGAAACCUUUGGAAACUAUGAAGCCUUUGAAAACUCUUUGGUCGUCGAAAGUUAAAGAAAAGAUUGAUACAGACGAAGAAACGAAACACGAUGACAUGGAGCCCAUAGAAAUGAAAGUUGACAAAGAUUUACUACCAGAUAAAAACAGAUUCGCUCAAACAAAGUUUUAUAAACACGAUAAAGAAGAUAAAAAUGGUAAACUGGAUAUUAGAAAUACAGAAGCAAGAAAGAUUAGUAAACUUCCAAGAGAGUUGAGCAGGGAAAGGAAGAAAUAUCGGGAAAGGUGCAAGAGGCAUCAUCGUAGCCGUUCGAGGCGAAGAAGAUCCAGUUGUUCAGAGGAAUCAAUAUUAACGGAUGACGAAGAAACAUACGAAUACAAAUCCAGAUUAAAGAAACCGUGUCGGUAUACCUGUGAAACACCUAGUAGAGAAAGAAGACGGAUAAGAGAAUGGGAAUCGUACGAAAAUAUUCAUUUCCCGUACGAGUGCGAGUGUUGCCCACGAAAUUGUAGAACGCAUAUUUAUAAAAGGAGUGGUUCUGAAAUUCCUCGUGAAUUUAUUACGACAGAACCAGAAGCAACGACGCGAAGAUCCGAAAUGCCUAUGGUAAAAAGAUAUUUACCUAUGUACCAGACUCCGGAAUUAAUCGAAGAGUUGAAAAGACACGACAGAAUGAAAUUAAUUCAAGAGAAAGAAAAGAGAAAACAUAGAAGCCCUUUCCGAUGUUUAGACAGCUCGACGAGCAGUAGAAUCGAGACUCAAAGGAUCAAUCCCUCUCUUGCAUCUGAACGUUCAUUCAAAGUUCAAAGUUCAAUUCAACAAGAUGACAGAUAUCCUUACCAGGAAUCGCAGACUUAUAAAAAUGUCUUGAGCGAGUUUCAAAGAAGAAUCGGAUGUCGAGAAAGUCAUAAAUCUGGCGAAAGCAUACCAUUGAUAUGUUUGUCUGAAAAGGCAGAUAAAAGUAAACGCGUAAAACAACUUUAUCCAGCCAAAAGUCGAUGUGAAAGAAAAUCGGAUCUGAAAAAAUUCACUCAUAAAAUGUCGCCUAGAUGCAAACAUAAGAUGCACAAAGCAAAUGUAAGGUUUGAACAAGUGAAAAGUUGUGAUUGCUCACAUGAUUCAGAAGUUUUAACCGAGACAUCCUCCGCUUGUAGUUGUGCCACAUAA